AUGAACUCCCUGUAUGAGCUGGACUCCAAGUGGAGAAAGCUGCUGAAUCUAGAUAAUUUCUUGGGUGGUUUAACGGUUCAUGAGUUUGUUCAUGAAAUCAGUAAUGAGAACUCGUUAAAGGACAGAGCAGCUCAUACCGGGACAUGGGAACAUUUGGAUCCCAAGCCCUAUAUUCGUACAUUUGAGUCUACCGUGAAAGAGCUGCAGAAACUCAGCACAGAUGUCGAGAGCAGAAAGAGCCAGUUGGAACAAGGUGUGGCCAAAUACGAAUUACUACAUGCUCAGCGAGUGCUACAGCUUAGGGAUAAUUUGGAGACCAUCGUCAAAGACAGCAGCGUUUUGGACACUAAGCUCACAAGCGUUGCUCAAGUAGUCUCGCCGUUGGGUGAGAAACUCGAGAGAGCUAUAAAGCGGAAAAACAUGUAUGUCAAGUCCGUCGAGCUAAUUUCCUACUACUCGACUUUCCACACCAACGGUAUUUCCCAGGAACUAGAGACCCUGAGAACGUCCAAAAACUGGAAAUCGAGGGCAAGAGCUUCUAUUCUGGUGAAAAACCUACUAAUCCUUACCAGAAAAAUCGAGACGAAAUCCGUGCCCAAGACGAUCGAAACUUCCGCUGUUAUUGAGAGUUAUGCUGAAAAAAUGGAAAAGGAAUUCCUUGCUGAAUUCAACACUGCAUAUCGCGAAAACAGCUUUGAUCAAUUGACCGAAAUAGCCAUCAUACUGAACCGCUACAAUAAUGGUCUGAAUGUCAUCCAGAGCUUCAUCAACCAGCACGAAUACUUCAUAAGCGUUGACCAAGAGGAUUUUUUAUUCGACGAGACUUUUAAAAAGAACAUCUCCAACAGCGACUUCCAUGCGCUCUGCUACGAGGCGAAAAUGGUACACAAAUUGGAUGAAAUUGAAACCUUAAUCAAAAACGAAUCCAAAGUUGUAAAACAGGUCUUUGAAAGCAGGUGCGCAUAUGUGCUGCAAUUGUUUAUCCAGAAAAUAUUUCUACAAAAAAUCGAGCCUCGUGUUGAAUCGCUGCUAAAUGCCGCUCUAUCGCUUUCUGGAUUAGCUUAUGUGAGAGUGUUGUAUGCACUAUUUUCUCUCCUUGGCCAAUUUGUCAAGGAUCUCUCUGAGUUUUUCCAGUUUGCCGAUAUCGACACCACCGGGGACUUAGCCUCCGCGCUGGAGCGUUCAUUCGCGGAUCUAUUCUCUAAAACAAUUUACGACAGAGCUAAGUACUUCGAUCUCGAGAAAAGAAGUUUGGAAAUUGCAUUGGCGCAAAAGACCUCCAAGUUUUGUUUGGAGCAUGAUAAAGAAAUAUUCGCGAGAGCACUUAAUACCAAGCUUAUGAGCGGCUCCUCGUUUGCAAACGAUCUUGAAUUUCAAGAGUCCAGCGCCGCUUCCAGUGGUAAACUAUCUCAGAUCAAUAACUUUCUGAAAAGUCACCUUGAGCGCGAAAAAAGAAAACUUCACGGUACCGAUGUCCUUUCCAACACCAGGAACGCUUCAGGGAGGGCGGGAAGUCCGAAUACGUCUCAAGCCGAAUCAGAAUUCUCGUUGCAAUGCAUUGAUGGCAUGCUGAAGUGUGCCAUUGAGUCAGUCGCGCGAAUCAUGGAACUGGUUCCAAGCAAAGCCAAUGAAUACACCUAUGAAAUAGUGGAAAUCGUAUUAAUGGGCACGGUAAGCAGUUAUGUCGAAUGCGGGUUAGAAGUGUCGUAUUCACAGAUGACAGAGCAGGAUUUGUCAAAAAGCCCAGAACUUGACAUGUCGUAUCUCAACUACAUUACAAAAGCCUCGGAGAUGCUGAGUCUCAUAUCUGCUUCGAUAAAAACUGUGGUCUUGCCGCUGUUUGUUAACACGCCGGAAAUAAAGAAAGCGGUAAUAACGAUAACAAAUCAUUACAUCAAGAGGUGUGAGCUGUUCAUGAACGUUAUCAUAGAUGAAACUGUACUGGCAUUUACGCAAAGAUUUCUUGUGUCGCUGUCGAAACAGAAGAAAAAAGACUUUUUGCCUAAAACUCAGGAUAUACUGGAUCACGACACUCUUCCUGCCUCCGAGAUAGUGAAGGACCUCAAUUCGUUGUACUCUCAGGUACGUUUGUAUCUGAAAAACGAAAACUUGCAAUCUUUCCUGCAACAAAUUGGAAGCACACUGUCCCGUCUUCUCUUUGAACAUUACAAAAAAUUUCAAGUAAGUUCUGUGGGAGGGAUUAUAGUCACCAAGGACAUCAUCGGUAUUCAAACCGCAAUAGAAGAGUGGUCUGUUGAUGGUCUGGUAGACGACUUCGCAACCCUGAGGGAAUUGGCUAAUUUGUUUACGGUGCAGCCAGAGGAGUUAACCUCUUUAACUGAAGAGGGCCAUCUAGCUUUAGUUGAUCAGAGAAUCAUCGCUGCCUAUCUUGCAAAGCGGGAUGAUUUCAAUCAAAACAGCUUCGUGAGCAAAUUUGGGCUAUCCUAA
This is a messenger RNA of Lachancea meyersii CBS 8951, 2448 nucleotides long. The record is from the annotation of a GenBank genome assembly. NCBI's taxonomy places the organism in Eukaryota, Fungi, Ascomycota, Saccharomycetes, Saccharomycetales, Saccharomycetaceae.